Messenger RNA from Phyllostomus discolor (pale spear-nosed bat), 2073 nucleotides. It is a transcript of the gene AAAS, whose product is annotated as aladin WD repeat nucleoporin. Gene Ontology annotation, molecular function: protein binding. Gene Ontology annotation, biological process: nucleocytoplasmic transport. Lineage: Eukaryota; Metazoa; Chordata; Mammalia; Chiroptera; Phyllostomidae. The record is from RefSeq and is a predicted model, not a curated record. The transcript is spliced from 15 exons. The coding region runs from base 581 to 2044 and encodes 487 amino acids. Gene Ontology annotation, cellular component: nuclear pore.
CAGCUAGGCUCUCUCUAGUUCAGAACUGUAUAUCAUGCAAAUUAUCAGUCCUUAUUUUAGAACUCUAUGCCGUGUAACAGUAUUUUCAUUUCAUCUCUGAUGACUUGCCUUACUUUAUGAUUUGAUUAUGUGAACCUGCCCCCUACCCCCACCUAAUGUUAUUACCACUUCCUGAGCCUUUACCUGAAGCUCAGCAAGGUGAGGUGUAAGGUUGCAGUGAAUAAUCUAUGUAAGUCAUUCAUUUUGCACAUGUAGAAGUGAAGCCAUAAUGCCUGAAUUCAGUUCCUGGCUGUGUCACUUUUUAGCUAUGACCUUGGGUAAAUUAAUCACUCUGCCUCUCAGUUUUUUCAUCAUCUAUAAAAUGAAACCUGUCUUACAAGGUAGUAGUAAUGAUUAAAUGAGUUAGUAGAUGUUAAACACUUAGAGAACAAUGCCUGGCCCAUAUUAAUUCCUUCAAAAGUUAGCUCUUAUUAUCAUUGUCAUGUGUAGAGUGAAUUCUACAAAUGAAGUAGCUAGGUUCAAAGGGUGUUUUCAUUUGUAACUUCAGGUGUUGUCAAAUAGUCCUCCACUGAAAUUGUGCAUGUUUACAGUCAUGGCAGCAGUGUACGUGAAUUCCUGUUUCCCCACCCAUGUGCUAUCAAACUUCAAUAUUUGGCGAGACAUGGGUCUAUUUGGGGUGCUGAAUGAAAUUGCAAACUCGGAGGAGGAGGUAUUUGAGUGGGUGAAGACUGCAUCCAGCUGGGCCCUAGCACUCUGCCGAUGGGCCUCUUCCCUUCAUGGGUCCCUGUUCCCACACUUGUCUCUCAGGAGUGAAGAUCUGAUUGCUGAAUUUGCCCAAGUCACAAACUGGUCCAGCUGCUGCUUGCGGGUCUUUGCGUGGCACCCCCACACCAACAAGUUUGCGGUGGCCCUGCUUGAUGACUCGGUCCGUGUGUACAAUGUCAACAGCACCAUAGUCCCCUCUCUGAAGCACCGGCUGCAGCGAAAUGUGGCAGCUCUGGCCUGGAAGCCCCUCAGUGCGUCUGUCUUGGCUGUGGCCUGCCAGAGCUGCAUUCUCAUCUGGACCCUGGACCCCACCUCCUUGUCUACCAGACCCUCUUCUGGCUGUGCCCAAGUGCUCUCUCACCCUGGACACACACCUGUCACCAGUUUGGCCUGGGCCCCCAGUGGGGGGCGGCUGCUCUCGGCUUCCCCUGUGGAUGCUGCUAUCUUGGUAUGGGAUGUCUCGACAGAGACCUGUGUUCCCCUCCCCUGGUUUCGAGGAGGUGGGGUUACCAACCUGCUCUGGUCUCCAGAUGGUAGCAAAGUCCUAGCUUCUACUCCUUCAGCUGUCUUUCGAGUCUGGGAGGCCCAGAUGUGGACUUGUGAGAGGUGGCCUACUUUGUCAGGGCGAUGUCAGACUGGCUGUUGGAGCCCAGAUGGAAACCGGCUGCUGUUCACUGUAUUGGGGGAACCACUGAUUUACUCCUUGUCAUUCCCAGAACGCUGUGGUGAGGGAAAGGGGCGAGUUGGAGGUGCAAAAUCAGCAACAAUUGUGGCAGAUCUGUCUGAAACAACAGUACAGACACCAGAUGGAGAGGAAAGACUCGGGGGAGAGGCUCACUCCAUGGUCUGGGACCCCAGUGGGGAGCGUCUGGCUGUGCUCAUGAAAGGAAAUCCACGGGUCCAGGACGGUAAGCCAGUCAUUCUCCUUUUUCGCACUCGAAACAGUCCCGUGUUUGAGCUACUUCCUUGUGGCAUUAUCCAGGGGGAGCCAGGAGCCCAGGCCCAGCUCAUCACUUUCCACCCUUCCUUCAACAAAGGGGCUCUGCUCAGUGUGUGCUGGUCCACAGGCCGAAUUGCCCACAUCCCUAUGUACUUCGUCAAUGCCCAGUUCCCACAUUUUAGCCCAAUGCUUGGCCGAACCCAAGAGACCCCAUGUGGGGGCGGGGGUUCUAUUCAUGAUCUGCCCCUCUUUACUGAGACAUCCCCAACUUCUGCUCCUUGGGACCCUCCCUCAGGGCAACCACCUGCUUGGUCCCACUCCCCUCACUCCCACUUCUAAUAAAGAUUUCGUUCUGUGUUUUCCAUUCA